UUGGGAGUACGAAUAAGUUUUGCGGAAUUCUCAAAAAGAUAAUGCAGCAUUGAAUCACAUCGGACCAUGCAUUGUGACCAAGAUGUACUACAUAAGGAGAUGAGUAAACUUGCUGAAACCGCACUUUUCAUUUUUGCGUCGUUGGCUGGAGGGAGGAAUUGUUGAAAGUUGAUCUAGUUCAAGAUUACUUACAACUGGAAGUUGCAUCGAAAGACGGAGAAAUAUUGACGUUGAGCAUUCAUCAUGGCUUCUACAUCGAAAGCAAUAGGCGCCAGUAAUCUGACAACUGCGGAUGGAAAAAACCAAAACAAAAAGACAACUGAAAAGCAGUGUGAGCGGAUGGUGCUGCUUCUCGAGCAAGAGGCGGACAUUGCCAAAGGUUUCACCCGAGGAAAUUCCGGACCCUUCUGGAAUAAUCUGGCAGCAGAAGUCAAUAGUUUGGAACCGCCUAUUCGCGAUGGAACUGGGUGGAAAAAGGUCUGGGCGGACUCUAAGUCUGCCCAGCGAAAACUCACUCACAACAAACGGGAGCAAAGGGCAACAGGUGAAGCACCCAAUAAAAAUAUCAAUUUGUCCAAGCUGGAGAGGCAGGUAGUUCAAUUAACGGGUAACUUGGUUAUAAUUUCCAACAACUUUUCCAAAUGCAUCAUCAUGGUUCAUUUUUUGACUCAAGCGUAACUCCCUUUUCAGCGUAUCGAAUUGAGUAAGAGAAAUCUUUGAUAAUUUAUAUCUCAAAAAAUAUGAGUUGUG
Toxorhynchites rutilus septentrionalis is the source of this 750-nucleotide messenger RNA. RefSeq lists its product as uncharacterized. Lineage: Eukaryota; Metazoa; Arthropoda; Insecta; Diptera; Culicidae. Bases 244 to 678 code for a protein of 144 amino acids. The transcript has 3 exons. The record is from RefSeq and is a predicted model, not a curated record.